GGAGGAUAACAGUUUUGUCAUAGUUCAAUACCUUGAUACAGCAAUGGCAAUGGCUGCUCAAAGGAGGUUCUUCUUCUUCCUCUUAUCACCUCUGCUGGUGUUGACAGUGGUACUGGCAAUCACCGUAGAUUACCAAGUAACCAACAACGCCGCCGGAACAACCGGAGGAACCAGAUUUUCCAACGAAAUUGGCAUCGAUUACAGCAAACAGACUCUGAUAUCGGCCACCCAAUUCAUCUGGCAAACCUUUGAGCAGACAACCGAUGCCGACAAGAAGAGCGUAGCGAGCGUUUCCAUGUUCGUGGAGACCAUGGAUGGAGUGGCCUACACUAGCAACAACGAGAUCCACGUCAGUGCCACCUACAUCGGUAGCUACUCCGGCGACGUGAAGACUGAGAUCACCGGCGUUCUGUACCAUGAAAUGACUCACGUGUGGCAGUGGAACGGUAACGGACAGGCUCCGACUGGUUUAAUCGAAGGGUUUGCAGACUAUGUGAGGUUGAAGGCCGGGUAUGCGCCUUCUCACUGGGUGAAACCGGGUGAUGGGGAUCGGUGGGACCAAGGCUACGACGUCACCGCCUACUUCCUUGACUACUGUAACAGUCUCAGUAAUGGAUUUGUGGCUGCUCUCAACAAAAAGAUGAGGACUGGUUAUAGUGACUCCUUCUUCCAAGACCUAUUGGGGAAGACGGUGGACCAACUCUGGACUGAUUACAAGGCUAAGUACGGGAAAUAAGAGGAGAGGAACACUAUUAUUAUUAUUAUUAUUAUAUUUUUCUAAGUGAAUAAGACUUUCGUGAGAUUUGUAUUAUCAGAUCUAUCAUACAGUUUUAUAAUAAAAUAAGUGAUAAUAUCUUUCAUAGAUCUUUCAUGGGGUUUAUACUGAUUGAAUAAGUCACAAGAAGAUUUACUAAUUAUUUGAAAUCGCGGAUCCAAUCAGCUUGGACAAUAGCCAUCCUAUCAUUUGUAAACUUCUUUUUCAAAUUGUCG
Molecule: messenger RNA, 990 nt
Organism: Macadamia integrifolia
Lineage: Eukaryota; Viridiplantae; Streptophyta; Magnoliopsida; Proteales; Proteaceae
Exons: 1
Coding region: 44-736 (230 amino acids)
Source: RefSeq, a predicted model, not a curated record